AUGCCAGCACAACCACAAACACAAGUUCCAAACACCAUGGAUGAUGUAUUAAAAUAUAUCUCAACUGUUACUGCAGAACAUGAUAAUUUCGAAACUAUUAGCAAAAGAAUUGCUCCAACCUUAAAAGAAGUUCAACCACAAGUUUUUGCACAAUCUACUUCAGACGAUAGAGAUCCUCUUGAUCUUUUGGAUCCUAGUACUUCCAGUUUAGUUUACGCAUAUCUUCUAGCUGCACGAUUUCAUGUUGAAAGUUCAAAUUCCACACGUUUAAUACAAUAUAUUAUUCAAUACUUGUCCGUAUUUGAUGCUAAUCAAGUUCGAUUGGUACCAGAUAAAUUUCGCCAGGUUAUACAAGGACUUACUAGAUUAGCAGCGACGCGCCAAAAAAAUCUCAUAACCAUUAAACCUAUUGCGAAUGCACUUUUAAGAUAUGCUCCGAGUCCCCAACAUUUGACAAACGUUCAUCAAAUUUUUAUCAAGGAAUGUCUGCUUUCUAAAUGUUAUAAGCAAGCUCUUCAAAUUUUAGAUACUGAUAUUACAGAAAUAGAAUUAGUGGGAACUGGUAUAACUUAUCAAGACCAUUUGCUUUAUCAUUAUUAUGGUGCAAUGGUGUAUAUAGGUUUAAAGAAAUAUGAACGUGCUUAUUAUUUCUUAAAAUUGGUAAUUUCUGCACCUGCAAAUAUAGCCAGUCAAAUUCAACUAGAAGCUUAUAAAAAAUUUGUUUUGAUUUCACUAUUGUUGCGUGGAAGAAUUGGACCACUUCCAAAAUAUACAGCCUCAAUAGUUUUUCGUUCAAUUAAAAAUCAAUGUCAACCAUAUCAAGAUUACGCAUCAGCAUUUGAAUCUUUAAGUGUGAAAAGAUUACCCAAACAAACAUUAGACGCAAUUUAUAAACGAAAUAUCCAACAAUUAACGCAAACAUAUUUAACAUUGUCUUUGGCUGACAUUGCUGAUACUGUUGGUUUGGAAGGCCCAGAUGCACAUAAAAUUGCUGAGAGUUAUGUUUUACAAAUGGUGAAUCGUUACAAUACUACAAAUACAAUCAUUAAACUUGAAGAAGAAAUCGCUAAAGCUACUAGCGUUAAUGAACAUGUCAUUAGAACAGAUAAAUAUGUUGGUCGUACCAAGGAAUAUCUCUCAAAGAGUCAAAAUUUACUUGCAAGUGGUAUAAUUCCUGGUGGAUUGGGUCCUGGUGAUGAUCCGGAAUUUUUGAUUGGAGGUGGAUUCGAUAAUUUUAUUGAUGAUGGAAAGUACAUGUGA
Messenger RNA from Entrophospora sp. SA101, 1260 nucleotides. Lineage: Eukaryota; Fungi; Glomeromycota; Glomeromycetes; Entrophosporales; Entrophosporaceae. The record is from the annotation of a GenBank genome assembly.